AUGGCGAGCUUGCGAGGAUUAUACGGAAAACAGGGGAACGGGAAUGAUCUGCACAACUUUGGGUUCGUUCACUGUCAUCGUUUGACGUCAAACUUUGCGGCUAAUCUUUCAUCAAGGGUGGACUAUGUCGUUCACUACAAGGUUCCGCCUGAAGAGCGCGCCGAAGCAGAGGCAGGCUUUGUGCAACUUAUCCAGUCUCUGAUCAAGGUUGGCCUUGCUGCUGAGGUACGUGCUGGGGAUCCUGGCUCGCUGCUUGUAUUCGUCAAAAUUGCAUCCACGGAGCUUUUGGCGCAACAGGUUUACAGCGGUCGACUACACGACUGGCUUCAAGGAAUACGCACCUCGGGCCCUAGCUCAGAUAUCACCAAAGCCCUGAAAGAGGAGCCAGUAGUGGAAGCCGAGCGACUACGACUGGUUUAUCAGCUCAUUACCAGAUCGGAAAAUGAGGGCGGAGCCGGAAUCAGUCAGGCAAGCUCUAAAUGGAAGCAUGUAGUCGACAUUUUCCCUCUACACGACCAGGCCUUCAAUAAGGCUUGGAUUCAGAAAUGGAGCAAGAAAUACUUGCUAGAUGACGGCGACCUGGAAGAUAUUCGCUCCAAAUUUGGAGAGAAUGUUGCCUUUUACUUUGCUUUUUUAGGAUGUUACUUCAGGUUCUUGGUGUUCCCCGCCGCUUUGGGCCUGGGUGCAUGGGUGUUGCUAGGACAAUUUUCUUUCGUCUACGGGCUGGGCUGCUGUCUUUGGUCUGUUGUCUUCCUGGAAUACUGGAAAAGGAAGGAAGUUGACCUGGCAGUGCGCUGGGGCGUACGGGGGGUUUCCGCUCUUCAACUGCCUCGCGCACAGUUCAAGUGGGAGUAUGAAGCCGAAGAUGCCGUAACUGGCGAGCCUGUCAAGGUCUACCCUUAUGUGAAGCGACUAAAGACGCAACUCCUACAAAUCCCUUUCGCUAUUGCUUGUGUCCUGGCACUCGGCAGCCUUGUAGUCAUUGCGAACUCGUUGGAAAUCUUCAUCAAUCAGGUCUAUGACGGUCCGGGCAAGCAGUAUUUGGGAUUUUUGCCUACUAUGAUAUUAGUCAUAUUCACGCCUACCUUCUCGGCUAUUCUCAUGAGCGCCGCCAAUGCCUUAACGGAGAGAGAAAAUUAUGAUACAGUUGACGCUCACAAAGCUGCUCUCAUCCAGAAGCAGUUCGUGCUCAAUUUCAUGACCUCCUACAUGGCCCUUUUUUUUACGGGUUUCGUUUAUAUUCCUUUCGGCAACAUCCUGCUCCCGUUCCUUGACUUUUGGCGACGUACCGCUCAAACCCUCACCUUUAGCAACAAGCCUCUUCCUAUACAAAAGUUCCGCAUCGACCCAGAGCGGAUUAGUAGUCAGAUGUUCUACUUCACUGUUACAGCUCAGGUUGUCAAUUUUGCAACCGAGGUCAUUGUUCCAUAUGUGAAGCAUAAGGUCUUUGCAAAGGCCAAGCAGUUCACAUCAAAGGGAGCACAGGCACAAGACCACCCCGAAGAAGCUGAAUUCUUGAAGAGGGUUCGCGACGAAUGUCAACUUGGAGUAUAUGAUGUCACGGAUGACUACCGGGAGAUGGUCAUGCAAUUUGUGAACAACUGGAUUGAGCUCCGUUCCGAUGGGCUGAAGAUUGCGAUCAGCUGCAAGCGACCUAUUCCUUGGAGGUCCGAUUCCAUCGGUCCUUGGCUCGAUGCCAUCGGCUUUCUGGCUUGGCUUGGAAGCAUAACCAGUGCCGCCAUAGUGUUUCUUUGCAGUGACGAAAGCCGAGGAGGGUCAUCUCAGAUAACUGCAUGGGCCGUGUUGCUCAGCAUCCUCUUGGCAGAACACUUUUACCUGUUGACUCAGCUGGCAGUUCGCUUUGUCAUGAACAAAGUUGAAAGCCCAGGCAUCCAGCGAGUACGAAGAGAGCGAUACUUGAUGAAGAGGAAGCUGUUGGCGGAGAACAUUGGUCAACCUGCUGCUGAAAAGGCAUCUAUGCCAACUGUUGAGGCCGGAGAGAAGAUAAAUAAACAGGCUCUGGAGGAAGAAGCUCGUCAGACCUCGAUUCGAGGACAUGGGGGUCCUGAAGAAAUCUUUUGGCAGCGUCAGCGAAGCACGGAAGAGAUAAUUCUAGUUGGUCGAAAGAUGAUGGAGCAACAGAUGGCAGCUGAAAGCAAGAAGCAAAGUGCACCCGGUCCCAGCCCUCGGGCAUAA
Molecule: messenger RNA, 2196 nt
Organism: Metarhizium album ARSEF 1941
Lineage: Eukaryota; Fungi; Ascomycota; Sordariomycetes; Hypocreales; Clavicipitaceae
Product: Anoctamin/TMEM 16
Exons: 7
Coding region: 1-2196 (731 amino acids)
Biological process (GO): chloride transmembrane transport
Cellular component (GO): cortical endoplasmic reticulum
Molecular function (GO): chloride channel activity
Source: RefSeq, a predicted model, not a curated record